Messenger RNA from Bombus pyrosoma, 1807 nucleotides. RefSeq names its product nucleosome assembly protein 1-like 1 (gene Nap1). Lineage: Eukaryota; Metazoa; Arthropoda; Insecta; Hymenoptera; Apidae. The record is from RefSeq and is a predicted model, not a curated record. Gene Ontology annotation, cellular component: chromatin; nucleus. The transcript has 8 exons. Gene Ontology annotation, molecular function: chromatin binding; histone binding. Gene Ontology annotation, biological process: nucleosome assembly. Bases 149 to 1315 code for a protein of 388 amino acids.
UAGUAGCACUUGAGGAGAACAGAAAAGGAUAGAAGAAGAACUAAUUUCGUAUUGUGCGACUUACUACAACGAAAGUACCGACACAACGACCGGUUGGUUGUUCGUUCCAUAACUCUUUCUUUGUGCAGUCUUAAAAGAUUAUAGUACUAUGACAACUGAUCCAGAGCGUGCUGGUGAAAAUAGUGAAAUGGAAUCUGUUGAAGAUGAAGAUGAGAACAAAGCCCCAGAGCUUUUCUCCAAAAUUUUAAAUAGAGCUGAUGUGUUAGCUGCUCUACAAGAUCGUACUGCACCUGGAAUAGAGCAAAUGCAGAAUCUUCCAGCUCCUGUAAAGCGCAGAAUUAAAGCUUUGAAACAGUUGCAAUUAGUUACGACUAAUAUUGAAGCAAAAUUUUAUGAGGAAGUACAUGCCUUGGAAUGUGCUUAUUACAAAAUGUGUGCUCCUCUCUAUGAAAAGAGGAGUGAUAUAAUAUCUGGCGUCUACGAACCAACGGAUGAACAAUGUGUAUGGGAGAGUGAUGAUGAAGAAGAAGGAUUAACUAAUGAUUUGAAAACAAAAGCGAAUCUCGAAGAUGAUAAAGAACCUAAAAAAGAAGAGGGUGAAAAUGAAGAUAUUAAAGGGAUCCCAGAUUUCUGGUUGACAAUAUUUAAAAAUGUUGAAACAUUAGCUGACAUGGUUCAGGAACAUGAUGAACCAAUACUGAAACAUUUGUAUGAUAUUAAAGUGAUAUUUCUUGAAUCUAAUCCAAUGGGCUUUGUUCUUGAGUUCCAUUUCGAGCCAAAUGAAUACUUUUCUAAUUCAGUUUUAACAAAAGAGUACCAUAUGAAGUGCACCCCUGAAAAAAAUGACCCGUUUAGUUUUGAAGGACCCGAAAUAUACAAAUGUAAGGGUUGUGUGAUUGACUGGAAAAAAGGAAAGAACGUUACAGUAAAAACUAUAAAAAAGAAUCAGAAACAUAAAUCUCGAGGGUCUAUAAGAACUGUAACAAAAACUGUUCAGAACGACUCGUUUUUCAACUUUUUCAGUCCACCAGUUGUGCCAGAUGAUUCUGAAGCAGAAAUAGAUGAUGACACUCAAGCUUUAUUAUCCAGUGACUUUGAAAUUGGCCAUUAUAUAAGAGAACGUAUAAUUCCUAGAGCUGUAUUGUAUUAUACAGGAGAAGGCUUAGAAGAUGAAGACGAAGACUACGAGGAAGAAGAGGGUGAUGAGGACGACCCUGAGGAAGAAGAUGAAGAUGAUGAGGAAUCUUCUCCAAAUAAUGCACCAUCAGGUGGGAAACAACAGGGAACUGAUCCUAAUGACUGUAAACAACAGUAGAAUUACAUACAAAUUUUGCUAAAAAAAAUUAUUCGUGCGUACACACACAGACACACACAGAAACAGAAACACAUAAAACCUGACCGAUAACUGCCUAGAUAUCAUCCUGCACCUGUGGCUCCAACGUAAUCCUGUUUGUAUCAAUCAUCUAAUAUCGUAUCAUAUCUCCUAUUCCAGAUCAAGCCUAGAUUCUUCGACAUACCAGUGACAAAAAAAAUUAUGCGUACCCUCCCUUUAUCUGACGUUGACGAUGAGUAGAAAAUACGGCUCAUUAACAGCCUAAGAUUUAAUAUCAUAUAAGUAUAAACGAAUUGCGCUCUCAGCUCUACAUAAUCAUUGUCAUUUUUAAUUGCUUCAUUUUAUACUAUUGUUACGUUUAUAUACAAACAAAGUUAGUUGAAUUUUUUUCAAAACGCACGUUGACCUAUGAAGAAAUUUUUGGGUACUGUUAAAGCAUUUUUAAUACAAAAAUUGAAAAAAACGCAAACAGCA